UUCAAGGCAGAUGCUGGAAAAUGUCUUCCUCAGUUUUUUAAACAUGUCUCCUCCACGUUUACUGUGACCGCAGGAUGUUGGUGGGGUACAGCAGCAGCUCCGAGGAGGAGGAGAACCAGGAGGAGAACCAGGAGGAGAACCAGGAGGUGACUGCUCCCAACAAAGAUGGUUCUCCUAAACGUGAGGAGGAAGAGGAGGGAGAGGAUGGCUGCCCGGCGAGGAAGAAACCCAGAGCUGAACCACAGGUCACCAAAACAAGGCUUCCUGUCCCUGGUUCCCUCAUGUCCAUGUUCCCAGAGGACAGUGAUCCAGAGACGGAGGACAGUUCCCUCCACGGUGGACGGAUCCGCUCCUUCAGACACGAGAGAGGGAACUGGGCCACCUAUGUUUAUUUACCAUACCAUCCUGAGGAGGAGUUUGAGGAGGUGCUGGAGGAGCUGUUCUCCGCUGCGAGCGACGGGGGGGUGGAUCUGACCCAGCAGGAGGAGUUCCACCUCAGCCUGUCUCAGACGGUGGUGCUGAGACACCACUGGAUCCAGCCCUUUAUACAGAGCCUCCGGGCAGACCUGGCCCACUGCAAGAAGUUUGUUUGCUUUGCGAGGAAACUGAAGGUCUAUUGUAACGCUGAGAAGACGAGGUACAGUCAAAGCUUUUACUGUCUCAGUGCAGCAGAGACCAUUCACUGCUUGACUUGUGUUAAUGUCAACAUCUGUCUCUUUGUGUCCCGCAGGACGUUCCUGGGAAUAGAAGUGUGUUCUGGUCAAACUCAGCUGUUGGACGUGGUCCGAGUUGUGGACAGAACGAUGACAGAGUUUCGCCUGGACACUUUUUACAAGGAGCCGUCUUUCCAUGUGAGUCUGGCCUGGUGUGUCGGAGACAUGAGGGAGAAGAUGGACGGAUGUAUUCAGAAGCUGCAGUGUGUGGUUGAUGAACGUGAAGAAGGAGCGUUUGACCUGAGGCUGGACGGUGUGGAGCUGCGCUGCCGGACAGGAAACAAAACCUUCCGCUUCCCCCUGGAGCCGUAAGACCAGAGGAGACUGGAACCUCUCAGGUCAAAGGUCAAAGGUCACACUGCAAAACCAGGAGGGAUCUUCCAUCCUCAUUCCAACUGUUACUCACUGUGUUUAGACAAUCAGGGCGAAAAGGCCGAAAGAAUCAAUGUUAUUGUAAAUCUCUGCAUUAUUUUACCACUGACUGUAAAUAAAGUUUGUAUGUUUAGUG
Molecule: messenger RNA, 1221 nt
Organism: Limanda limanda (common dab)
Lineage: Eukaryota; Metazoa; Chordata; Actinopteri; Pleuronectiformes; Pleuronectidae
Gene: usb1
Product: U6 snRNA biogenesis 1
Exons: 6
Coding region: 75-1025 (316 amino acids)
Biological process (GO): U6 snRNA 3'-end processing
Cellular component (GO): nucleus
Molecular function (GO): 3'-5'-RNA exonuclease activity
Source: RefSeq, a predicted model, not a curated record